AUUUAAUGCGAUACGUUUAUUAGUUCUGUCAACCUCACAGUAAAUAAGAAAGAAAUAAAUUAAGAAAGUAAUUGACCAAACUGUUAUUUAAAUAAUCAAAAUUUUAUACUAGAAAUUUUCGGCAUUUUGGAAAAAAAACUUAUUUCACAAAAAUUGUGACAAAUAACCUAAGAUAAUUUUAUAAUCAAAUUAUUGAUAAAAAUUUUAAGAAAAUGUCCAUCCUCCCCGGUGAAAAUAUGUGUACCAAUACUGAUGAAAUGAAAGAAAUGGCAGCAAGAAUAUGUAGAGAUUAUUUACAUGGAGCUUGGAAAAAUAUCACAGCCGAAGAAAUUGGUUUUAAACGAAUAAGUGGUGGUCUAUCAAACUGGUUAUAUCAUGUAUGGUUACCUGAAAAUAAAUUAAAAGAUCAAAAUCAAAAUAUUAGUUCAUCACCACCAGAACAAUCGUUAAACGAAGAUGAACCAAAUCAAGUAUUGUUACGUGUUUAUGGUCAAGUGCAUGGAGAACGAGCUUUGGAACAUUUAAUCACUGAGAGUGUUAUAUUUACAUUGUUAUCGGAACGACGCAUGGGACCACGUUUACAUGGAAUAUUCCCAGGUGGUCGAAUUGAACAGUAUAUCAACGCACGUCCUUUAACCACAACAGAGUUAUCUAUUCCCUCCAUCAGCCGCCAAAUAGCAAACAAAAUGGGUAUAAUUCAUUCAAUGGAUAUUCCGAUCUCAAAAGAACCACAAUGGAUAUGGAAAACAGCUGAACGUUGGAUUAACACGGUGGAAACAUGCGUUGUAAAGGAUCAAAAAUGUCGUACACAAUAUAAUGAACAAAUAUUAAAAAUUAAAAAUUAUGAUUUAAAAAAUGAAUUAAUCUGGUUGCAACAAUAUGUUAAUAAUUUAAAAUCACCUGUCGUAUUCUGUCAUAAUGAUAUGCAAGAGGGAAAUAUUUUGAUCCAACAGCAAAAUGCUUGCACAGAUGAGACUGUCACAUCAUCCAUUGGUGAUAAUGAUCAGCUUAUUUUGAUUGAUUACGAAUAUUGUUCAUAUAAUUAUCGUGGUUUUGACAUGGCAAAUCAUUUUUUGGAAUGGACAUACGAAUAUACAAAUCCCGAAUAUCCAUUUUUCUAUGAACUUCCAAAUAAUUACCCAACUAAAGAACAACAGUUAAACUUUAUUCAAGAAUAUAUCAAAGUAACGGGUACCACAAGUGAGCCAUCUGAAAUAUUAACUGAAAUUCGUGUAUUUUCAUUGGCUAGUCAUUUCUUUUGGGGUUUAUGGGGUUGUGCAAAUGCUCCAUUAUCUCAAAUACCAUUCGGUUAUUGGGAUUAUGCUGAAAGUCGAUUAGACGCAUAUUUCAAACUAAAAGACGAUUUAACCAGUUCACAAGUAAUCGCAACCAAACGAAACUUACAUGACACAGAUUAAUCAGCACAACCGUUUUAAUUUAACAUGCACGGCAAAUGUGUUAACUUAAAAAAAAUAAACUUAGAACUCGAACGUCGUCCGUUGGUUGCUGAUUGAUCUAACUCUAAUCUUAAAAAAAAAAACAUUGGAAGAAAGCAACCUUCUACAAAAAUAAUUGGACAUUAAGUCUUCCUUAAAAAAAAAUCAUUGCCAUCAUUGUGUCAAAGACACACAUAGACUGCGAGAGAUUAGUAGAUUAAUCGAAUGCGAAUGGAAAUUCCUCAUUCAAACACUAGGGGAAUCCUUUUGGAUAAGUCUUAAUGGCUUGGAUACAUUUUUGACUGAUCUAAAAAUGGUGCUGUGUCAUAAAAAAAUAUAAUCCUGCCUUUCUCAAAAUAAUAACAUCCCCUUCCAACUAAGUUUUUUCGAAUCUUUGUAAGUUGUUUAAUUAAUAAUAAAAAAAAAGAUGGAUUUGAAGAAACUUU
Molecule: messenger RNA, 1882 nt
Organism: Chrysoperla carnea
Lineage: Eukaryota; Metazoa; Arthropoda; Insecta; Neuroptera; Chrysopidae
Product: choline/ethanolamine kinase
Exons: 7
Coding region: 213-1418 (401 amino acids)
Biological process (GO): phosphatidylethanolamine biosynthetic process; CDP-choline pathway
Cellular component (GO): cytoplasm
Molecular function (GO): choline kinase activity; ethanolamine kinase activity
Source: RefSeq, a predicted model, not a curated record